AUGGGCUAUGGCGUUCCGGACAGCGGGGUAGACUUCUGCUAUGUGACGGUGUAUGAAGCGCACCAACUCAUGAAGAAUGACAAGGCUGUUUUCGUGGACAGCAGAGACGACGACGACUUCAAGACUACACGCAUCCAGACCUCCUUCCAUCUGUCGGCGAAUUCGCUAAUCAUGAAGGCCGGCGGUGCAGACAAGGGUGUAGUCCAGCAGCUGGUGGAUUUGGUGAACUCCGGCAAGACGCUGGUGUGCCUCAGUGAUGCCUGCGUCAAGGGCAACAUCAAUCGUGGCCAUGUGUCGCGCUGCCGGCACAUUGCACAGUAUUUGGUUGAAAUGGGGGCAGAUCGCGGGAGAAUCGUGCGAAUGACCGGUGGCAUCAACGCCUGGAAAAAGGCGCAGCUUGAUGGAAUUCUGGGAGACCUCCGGCCCAUGUACGCUGGGGUGCUCAAGGCUGCGGACUUUGAACCGCCUCAGGAGGGCCGUGAGGAGGAGGCUGAGGAAGAGCAAGCCGGGCCACUGGGUGCGGUCCCAGCAGUGUCCAGCGGUGGCGGCGGCGGAGGCUACGCCAGUGCAAGCCCCGAGCUGGCAUCCGGUCUCAAGGUGGAAAUCAAGGGGCUGGUGUCCCGUGCAGACCUAAACGGAAAGAAAGCGUGUAUCAAGGAGUUUGUCCAGAGUUCCGAGCGCUGGGAACUGGAGCUCUUAGAUGAUACGAAGGAGCGCGUCCGCUGUAAGCCUGAGUGUCUCAAGGUCGUGCCUGAAGCGGCACCUGCAGCUCCAGUGGCACGUCCAGAAGAGUUCGUCGAAGUUGGAUGUGGUGGAACUCCUGGUGAUGGUGGUGCCAGAGACACCUGCAAAGUCAGGUUCGUCCAUCCGCGUCCAUUCUGCCAAGAUCGUCCGACGGCAUAUAGAGUGUUGAAGACCGACCUCUACAAGAAGUCGACGAAGGAUUCCGACAAGAUCAUCAAGAUAUCCCGGCCGAUCAGCUCACUUGUCAGGACCACGGGGGAGCUCUUCCUUGGUAGUGCUGGCGGCGUAUGGGCCGAGUUGGACGCGGCGGCUGGCGAGAAGAAAGGCUGGGUCUACGUCAAGGGCCCUGGCUUCGGAGCCAGCAGCUGUAAAGUCACCGAUGAGUACCUCACGGCGUAG
Messenger RNA from Symbiodinium pilosum, 1143 nucleotides. The record is from the annotation of a GenBank genome assembly. Lineage: Eukaryota; Dinophyceae; Suessiales; Symbiodiniaceae.